Messenger RNA from Botrytis fragariae, 2619 nucleotides. RefSeq lists its product as uncharacterized. Lineage: Eukaryota; Fungi; Ascomycota; Leotiomycetes; Helotiales; Sclerotiniaceae. The record is from RefSeq and is a predicted model, not a curated record. The transcript has a single exon. Bases 1 to 2619 code for a protein of 872 amino acids.
AUGCCGAGCAAGCAACGUACUUUCGAACUGGUGGAUGCGCCAAAAGUCCAUCGACCAAUGACCAGUAAGCAAGCAAAAAAAGCAUAUCAAAAAGCAAAUCGAACGCCACGAAUAACGAAAGCCGAACAAAAGCGACGAGACGCCGAAGAACUGGCGAAGCACAGGAAAGCAUAUGAAAAGGAACAAGCAGCUGCGAAAGCCAAAGCGGCGAGAGAUAAAAAAGCUGCGAAAGCAUUAGAACAGAAAGAAGAAAGGAAGAAACGGGGGAUACCUGAACCCAGCAGACAUGUUCGCCCAAGUCAAUCGAGGAUUUCUUUAUUUUUGAAGCAGGGGACCAAGAGAUUUUGGGAGGCAUCGAAUACAGGUGAAGAGUCUGAGGGUACUAUGUGCGAUGAAAUGGAUGACGAACCACCCUCGAAACGAGUUGCGCAUAGGGAUUCCGACGAGAACGAGGACGAGGAUGAGGAUGAAAAUGAGGAUGAGGUCUUUUCAAAACAAAUUGCGCGUCACAAUUCCGAGUACGAAGAGAAAACCCAAAAGGGAAAGCCUGCAAGCAAAAAGAACGAUGAAAAAAUGGUCAUUUCGAGGUCGCCAAUGCUACCAGAAGAUUCCGAGGACGAGUUUGGAGAUUUCCCGCCCUUGUCAGAAAACGAUAUCUCAUUAUUAGACACUAGUUCUAUGCAUUCCACCCCAGUAAAUGCGAAUCUAGGUAGAGCCAGAUUUGCAGGUCUGACAAGACCCCCGUUUCACAACCCUACCACGUCAUUCAGUGAUGAGCAGGAGCUACCACGGAUGAAGAAUUUUGAAAGAGAGCAAAUGUCGCCCGAUGACGCAUUUGAAUUGGAAAAUAUGCUUGAUUCUCAAAUCCGUUCCGAAGCAGCAGAUGCAGCUUGCAAGUCAGAUAUUAAACAAGCAGUAUCAAUUGACAAAGAGAUCUGUAGAGAGGAACCAAAAGCGACAACUCCCACGUCAAACAGUCUUGUAAAGGAUUUCGCGGAGGAAAGAGAACUUCUUUGGCAUGCGCCUAUUCAUGGUAGACAUAUAUCAAUCUCUCAAUCCAUACAUACCAAACCACCAUUACAUCUUUCCAGGGGUUCAGUUACAGAAGUGACGCACGACAAGCAAAACAAUUCACAUUCACGCACAGUACCUCAUGAUUAUCUACAAGAUCCUCCAUCCAAUAUAAAUUGCGAUAUAGUUUCAGCACCAGGAACAAAUACACGCCUCAAUUCCUGGCCGUUGAAAAGGAACACACUCCCCGCGAAGAAAUCACUGAAUGUUGCUCCAGCUAUAUUGAAGACUGCUACUGUCAUUGCAUCUGAGGGUUCAGUGUCUCGAACAACAGGUUUAGGUCAGCAGGGCUCGCGAGAGGGAUCCGUUCACUCUCUUGUGCCCGAAGCUCAUCGUGUUAAACGAGAACCGGCUCAAAAAUCACCUGUUCAAGCCCCAACAUCCAAAUGUUAUAUACGCCCGGCACUCCAGGAAAAAUCUAUCAACAUGGGUCCCCCAACUCUUCCCCAGAAAAGCAAACUUGGAACGUCCCCUGUUGCUCCGGUCAAUAACAGGAAAACAACCGACGAUUAUAGUCUUCCACCUUCCACACAAGCAUUUCUUGAAUCUCAUCUUGAUGAUUUUUUUCCAAGUGCAACUCAAGAAGCUAGAGAACUAUGUGAAGAAUCCACUGUACCUCAGCUUUUCACAGGCUUAGAAGGAAAUUCUGCAUAUCAACGCCGCCAAGAAAAACAAGAUGUGAAGGAUAAUGCUUCUACAUCUGCUGAUGAUGAAUUUGUAGGCAUGCUAUCUACGCAGGAACUUAAGAUGUUUUCGCAGGAUUGGGAAAUUUCUGAUUCAACGCCCCAAAAAGGAAAUGAAAGCGAAAUUACCAUUGAUUUUCACGAAGAGAUAUCAGCAGGAAUAGAGGAUCUACAAAACAGUCUUUGUAGCCAAGAUUCCAUUUUCUCCGCUCAAGAACUCGCUGGACUGGAGAAUGUGUCAGAAGCCAAAUCACCGGUGGCAGAUCCCUCACAGCUACCACAAGAUCCAAUAUCUUUUCUUAGCCACCAUCAAAGCCGACCAGCAAGAUUGCAAAGUCAGUCAGCUGAACCAAGUACUCCACAAGCUGAUUCAAAUAUGGAACCCACGCCCAAACCAAAAAGAUCACCUUGGUUCAAGGAAAAACCGGAAGACAAGUUUACUAAAAAGAGAUUUUUCACCGAGAAACCGGAAGAUUUGGAGGCUGCUGCUUUAGCAGAGAGUAAGAAAGCAUGGGAUGAAAUCAAGGAGGCGACUUCAUCUAAUAUACAUAACUUUGAUGAUGACCUUGAGCCUGAAGUAGAUGGACAGCUUAAAGCUGCGCUUGCUGAAAGUAAAGAGUGGGAUGAGGUAUACAAAGCGGUUCUUCCCACACCCACACCGAGAAAGACUAGUGAUAAGGGCAGACGUGAGAUAGAUGUUGAGGAGGUAGAAUUUCAAACACCAUCACGAAUCAUAGCUAGGCAGAAGGAAGUGAGUGCUAUCACGAACGGGACACAACAGAAUAAAAGGGCAGCCAGUGUCACUAGUACCGAUUAUGGUGAUGGGGAGGUUUCCGAUUGGGAUGAGGUGUUGGACGGGCUUUGA